AGCCAUCUUUAAGCAGCCGCACAAGUUUUUUAUUCAACAUUCAUUGUGUUGGGCCGGACCUCUCAUCAAUGGAUUCUUUUCUUGCUCUGAGAAAUUUGAUUAGUGAGUCUUUAAGUCAUAAAUGUUUUCCUUUGAUUAGUGAGUUUUAAAGUCAUAAACAUUUUUGUUGAUUAUUGAGUGUUUAAGUCAUAAAUGCUUUCCUUUGAUUAGUAAUGAUUAACCCUAACUAGUUAUGAUUAACACACACAAAAAAGUCAUAACUAAUGAGUUAAAUGAACAACUGGGGUACAAUGAGUCUCAAACUGUUUGAUCAUCAGCACUGAAAAUUGCCCAGUGUCCUUCCAUGGAUUAGCCAGAGCUGCUUUGAGGAACAUGGCUACUGGGAUAUUGGUCCAGUCGCACUCCGCAUGUGUGUGGGUAAGUGGAUAAGUGUGGAUGAGUGGGUCAAUGAACCAAUGGGUAUUGAGGGGGAGGGGAGUUCAAUUUACCAAUGUGGAAAAAGUGGGUAAAUGUGGCAGUUUUGUUUAGAGGGUCAAUGUACUAAUUGUGUACUAAUUCACUGUACCGUUUUGGGUCAGGUACCAUUGUGGGUCAAAUAACAGUGUGGGUUAAUGUACCAAUGUGGGCCAAUGCAAUGAUGUGGGUUACUUACAAUAGUGGUUCAAUGUAUCGGUGUGGGUCAAAGUUUAGGUGCAAUCAUGUGCAUUAUAUACUAAUAGUUAAGUUUAGUUGUAAUCAUUUGCUAAUAGUAAAGUUUAAUUUUGUCCUACUUAAAAAGUAAAAAAUGGAAGAGAGUUAAAAUUCACUGACUUUAAAAAAAAUCCCUUUUCAGGAUGUCUGCUUCUCUCCCUUUUAUGAGGUACUUGCUUCCUGUGAUGCCACAGGCAAGGUCAAGGUGACAUUACCACAAAUGGUUGGACUGCGCACCAAGACUAUCAAGUCUCAGAUAUCAUGGCACACCAGGACAUGCCCUUCAAUGGUAAUUUUGGGUUGCUACGGGGAAAAAUUAAUACCGAAUUAAAAAAAGUAAUAAAUAUAACACAAUGUAGGGUCAAAUUGGGUCUGAGAUUAUGGUGACAUCAUUGUUUUGUUUCUAUAUCACAGCUUUAAAAAUACAUUUUAAUUUUUGUGUAAACCAGGUGUGCACAACUCAAAAUGUUAGGGGGGGAGGGGCGUCUAGUGUAAACCAGGUGUGCACAACUCAAAAUUUAAGGGGGGCGUCUAGUGUAAACCAGGUCUGCACAACUCAAGAUGUAAGGGGGGGGGGGGGCGGCGGCAUACUUUAUGAAAAAUNGUGUAGGGGUGGGUUGCUGUUAAAAAUAUGAUAAAAAAGUUUCUUUCUUUACUUCACAUGCGGUAAAGUGGGUUCUGGCGGGCCGUAUGUUGUGCAGGCUUGGUAUAAACCAUUUUAUUUGAAAACAACUUAAUAAAAAUGAGUGCAAUUUUCCUUCCAUUUUAUUCUCAAGUGUCUGAGAAGACAAUCUUUUACUACUGAAAGAUUUGAGUAGUUUGACAAUCAUUUUGUUCCCAAGUGUCUGAGAAGACAAUCUUUUACUACUGAAAGAUUUGAGUAGUUUGACAAUAAUUUUUUUCAUUGCACAAUUUUGGUAUCCACACUUGUGUCAUCAUCAUCUUAGAUCUUCUUGAAACGUUCGGCAGCCAUUGUUGAACUUUACGUACUCAAUGAUGUCUGUUUUCAAAGAACAUCUCAUAACCCACAGGUUCUAUACCAAGCAAGACUUGCUGAAGAGACCCCUGCAGGUCAAGGUCCAUCUGCUAAUGUCACUCAGCAAUGUGAAGGGCAUCUUCAAAAUACUGAAAGUGUCAUUCCUGGUCAAGGUCAUGAACCUGACUUAUCCAGUGAGACAGAGUCAAAUCAACCAGCUAACCACAUCAACAAGGAAGAAUUUCAGCUAUCCACAUUGACAAAUAAUUUACAUCUAGAAAACUCCAAGAAUUUAAACAAAACUGAAACAAAUCAAAUUCUGACUGGUCACACCAAGCCAACAUCUGCAAAGAAAUCUGGCAGCUCUACGAAAGUCCCCGGCCUUGCAUGCAGCGAAAGUUGUCCAAAUAGUGAGGAUACCUUACACUAUGUGGAGGUAAAAUUCAUUCUUUAAAGUUAAUAUGUGACAGCGGGUUGUCCAGGCAUUGUCUAAGGCUUGUCUUGGGUUCGGGUCCCCCACUUAACAGCGAGUUGUCUAAGAAUUGUCUUGGGUUCGGGUCCCCCACUUAACAGUGAGUUGUCUAGGCAUUGUCUAAGAAUUGUCUUGGGUUCGGUUCCCCCCCACUUAACAGCGAGUUGUCUAGGCAUUGUCUAAGAAUUGUCUUGGGUUCGGUUCCCCCCACUUAACAGCGAGUUGUCUAGGCAUUGUCUAAGAAUUGUCUUGGGUUCGGUUCCCCCCACUUAACAGCGAGUUUUCUAGGCAUUGUCUAAGAAUUGUCUUGCGUUCGAUUUCCCCCACUUAACAGCGAGUUGUCCAGGCAUUGUCUAAGAAUUGUCUUGGGUUCGGUUCCCCCACUUAACAGCCACACAAAGAAACAACACAACUCCAGCUGCUACAAACUGACAUUUAAUAAUGAUAUAAAGGGAACUAAUUCAAUGCUGAAGUGGUACGAUACAAAUCACUUAAAAAUGAUGGUAAGUGGAUAACUUAUCCAUUUAAAACAAUUACUGCACUUUUUGCAAGUGGUCUCCUCAUAUCACCAGGGCAGUGGCCUCCUCAUAUCACCAGGUGAUUUACACCUUUCUGUGCUCUCUGCCAAGGUACUGAAUUCCCCCCCCCCCUUUUGCAACCUACCCCAAAUAGUUACUUAAUUAUUUCCAAUUUAAUAUGUAAUAGUAAUAGUUGAUUUUUUAAAUAUAAGCCUGUAAUAUAAUCUUUAUAAUCUUAGAUAUAUAUUUUAUAUUUUUAAUUCAAAUCACAUUACUACAUUAUCACAUUAUAUGCUUUUAUACUACUACACUACCACUAUACCAAACCACCAUACAACCACACUACCGCCAUAUCACAAUGUAACACUACUACUCUACCACACUACAGUAACACAAACAAGGAGAACUAUUCUGAUCACGACUCUAUAUUUGAUUGACAAAUUGGCAGACGUAUUUAGUUUAGAUAUCAUUUCAAAGAAACACUUAAAUUAGAAAGAUUGUAAGCAGGUCUCUCCUGCUCAGCGUGGUCUCUCCUCCUCAGCAUGACCUCUAACACAACAAAGGAGAGAAUGCUUCAGACUUCUCUUAUAUUUGAUAAACAAAACCUUGUGUUCUGAUUUUUCAUGAGUCAUUGAUUUAAAUUCUUUCUUUCUACUAUUCUACAUCUCUAUUUUAUUCAGCUCAGCAUAAUAUUAUAUUUGAUUGCAUGAAAAGCACAUUUGUAGAAUACAUAUAUCUAAUAAAAAUAAUGUUUGUUGGUGUUCUAGACAAGACCUGAGCUGAAGCUGAGUGCCAAAGUCAGUGGGAAGGUGGAACAUGAGGUUUAUGGUGGCAGUAACAUACAAGCAGUGCACAGGGUAAGUGCUCUGGUUAGUACAUGGGUGGGAGAUCAUAGUGGCAGUACCUAACACAGAAGUGGACAGGGUAAGUACUCUGGUUAGUGCAUUGGUGGAAGAUCAUAGUGCCAUUACCUAACACAGCAGUGGAUCAACAAUCCCAUCAUUGAUUUCAAAUGAGGUUUUGUACGGAUCUACGAUCGGAACUUUGAUGUAUAAAAUCCUGUUUAUUUUGGUUCUCCUCUUAGCUAUUGGUUGUAAAUUACUUUUAAUCAGAUUUAGAAUGAUUUCCCUUUGAUAAACAUCCGAUUUUCUUUGAUUCAAGUGUUGGAAGCGGUUGUUUUGAUACACUAUUUUAUUUUUCUUUACAAACAUGAAAUCUUGACCUGACACCUCUGGCAGUCGAUCUAAUAAAGGUUGAAAAUAUUACUCUGAUGAUGAUUCAGACAGUGGUUUUAUGAUUUCAUAUGCAGAAGCUGAUUCUGAUGAAUCCUAUAAUUAUAAUCCUAGUUGUUGUAUUAGUAGUACUAUUGAGCAACUAAUGUAAUUGAUAAUUCAUCAGCUGUUGAACAACCAGCCCCCCUCCCUCCCUCCCCUCCCCCACCCCCACAGCUAAAGUGCCCUCUAGAAGAGCUAAUACUGUUCCUAAUAUAAAUAAUGUAGAUUCUAAAAGGAAAGCUGCUGAUCUUACUCUUAGCACUAAAACUGAGUGCAAUUUCAAAUUUUUACCUUUGAAUAAAGUAGGUGUAAAAUAGUUAAAGUUCCUAUUAGGUAAAAAAAAAAGACAGUAUACAAACAGGGCAAACUGUACUGGUAGGCCUAUACGUUUGUGCUGGAUGUCAGUCAAAUCCGCCCAUCCAUAUGGAUUGUUUUCAGGCUUACCAUAGCUCAACCCAGAUGAAAAGAUAUGACAAAUUUAUGGUAAAUCUUCCAUUUACCAUAAUAAUGUUAAUACAUACAAGGAUACAGUGCAAUUAUUUUCUAAUAGCGACAGAUUGUUUCCAGUGCAAAUGGAUUUUUUCGGACAUUUUAUAAUGUGCUCUGGUAUUGCAUUUGGAUUAUAGUUUUCUCUUUGUGUGACUUUUUGAACAUUUUGUGAGUUUUUCAAGUUAAAUUUUUCUUUUCUUAAAUCAAAAUCAGAUUUAUAUAUUAAAAUUUAAACCAAAGUCUGUAUUGCCUGUAAAGAGCAUGCUAUCUCCUUUAACUCUAUACCAGCAAUUGAAACAUUUGAACAUUUUCUGGUGAAGAACAAAAAAGAUGUGAUGGUUUAGGGUAGUGCGUAACACAUAUGCCAAAUAGAUAAUUCCAUCAUAACAUGGACAUUAAUUCCAGAGACAAAGAAUUAAGAUAGUAUCUGAUCCAGGCAUAUUAUAUAGAAGUGGAUGCUCUCGGCUCCUUCAAUUUUAAUUUCCACUUUGGGUUGAGUUCAGUCCCCAGCUGCUUGGGGUUGAGUUCAGUCCCCAGCUGCUUGGGGUUGAGUUCAGUCCCCAGCAGCCUAAACAAGCAAAAACACCACCAGCACCUCUGGGGGAUUGGACUCGUUCACCAUUGAUGGCAAUUAGGGAACUAGCUUAUCCUCCUAGAGAAAUCUAUACCAUCGUCACUUUGUGACAGACGGAUUAACAAUAACACACAAAAAUGUGUGCCAAGUGACACCCGGGUCCAUGCAAUGAAUAGGUAAAAGCAUGUUAAUUAUGUUCGUGAUUUCCCUCAGGUUCGAUUCAGCCCGAAUGUCAACUGUUGCCUGUGGCUGGCAUCUGGUGGUGAGGCUGGGAUCUUGCGGCUACAUAAUCUUACAUCAGUGGUCAGGCCAAGCAAAGCCAAAGCUCAUCAGUUUUAUGAGAAACACAGAAAAGGCAAGAACAGCUAGCAGGAAGGAAGCACAGACAAGGCAAGAAGAGCAAGCAGGAAGAUGACAUCAACAAGGCAUAACAGCUAGCAGGAAGACACAGACAAGGCAAGAAGAGCUAGUCGUAAGAAAGCACAGACAAGGCAAGAACAGCUAGCCGGAAGAUGACAUCGACAAGGCAUAACAGCUAGCAGGAAGAUGACACAGACAAGGCAAGAAGAGCAAGCAGGAAGAUGACAUCGACAAGGCAAGAAGAGCAAGCAGGAAGAUGACAUGGACAAGGCGUAACAGCUAGCAAGAAGAAUACACUUGUAUUUAUUAAUAGACUGGAAAUGUCAAUAAUAUUGCUGACAUGAAAGCCAAGCACACUAAUGAAUUGAUGGUAAUAAGGGGAGAGACUGCAAUCAGGUUAGUACAAAAUAAAAUGAGUAAAACAGAGUAGGGUUAAGCCUGAAAAAAUAAACGCAACAAAACAGCGAACGUGAAUUGAUGUAGUAACACAUUUAGAUAUUUCAAAGUAUUUAAUUCCUGGUACUGUUACUACACUCUGUGUUCACAUAACAUGCCAAGUACCAGUACAUAUUUUAUGAACUCAACUAAUUAAUAGAAUAUGAGAACAUUUACAAUCCCAAAAUCAAAGAAUUGUAUGAUCAUUGUCACAGAUAGUAUUAGUCUAGCCUUAUCCCCUACGUGUCAGUUUUUUUUUAAUUUAGGAUUUUAAUCAAAUAUGCAGUGUUGUUAGCCAAAAUAUCAACCAAAAUAUCACUGAAUUGUAUAAUGUUGUCCUAAAAUGUAUAUAGCAAACCAAAUUGUUUUAUACCU
Messenger RNA from Lymnaea stagnalis (great pond snail), 6163 nucleotides. The record is from the annotation of a GenBank genome assembly. Lineage: Eukaryota; Metazoa; Mollusca; Gastropoda; Lymnaeidae.